CGCGGUUGGUCGGUCGCACGAGGAAGAAGCACCUUUGAAACACCGGGACAAGGUGCAACGCAAACGUUCAGUCGAGUCGAGUUUUAGAGUUCAAGAUCCAGGAGGCGAUACGCUCCGUGGAUCUUCACUUUUUAGUAAUUCAGCACUUUUUUAUUUACACGAUUUCGAAUCAUUCCAGUGAAUCUUAUCACAGUGUGACAGACUCCGAGUACGCGUGCGCGAUAGAUCGGGUUCUGAAUCCGGUGAAGUUUUUAUUUUUUCUUGUGUUUUUUUUUUACUGUGAGUUCACGCUGUUUGUGCAGAUUUUCCAGUGAUUGCGGUUUUUUUUAUAUACUGAAGAAUAAAUCGCAAAGCCGAAAGGAUGAGUUACUCCCGCUGCCGUGUCCUGACAGUGCUUUUACUUCACGCCUGGAGUGCACUGGUUGUCCUUGGGAUUGACACGUCUCAAGCAAGUAACGUGCAAACGACACCAGUGGUUUCGGAGCCCUCAGGGGCUUCCGGACCCGACUACACUGGCCCAUCAGCUGGCUCCGAUGAAUGUGAUCCAGAGAUGGUUGGCUUUGAACUAGUCACCGGAUACGUUUACACCGCGCCCACCAACAUGCUUGAGUCCAUUCCGGGUACCUUGAUGCUCACCGAUUGCCUCGAGACCUGUCAGGCUAAUGACUCCUGUCAAGCGGUCAAUUAUGAGACUGGUCUCUGCGUACUAUUCAGCUCAAACGCCGACAACAAUCCAGGUGCACUGACGCAAUCUCAAUUCCCGGUAUUCACGAUCUACGCGCAGAAGAGCUGUCUUGCUGUUAAACCCUGCGAGAGAGCGUGGUGCAUCGACAGGGUACAAGGCCAUCGUCUUCAGGGUCAUACCAAAAGAAGUAUGACAGCCUCGUCACGUCAACACUGUCUUGAGCUCUGCCUUGGUGAACGAGACUUCUUGUGCAGAUCUGCGAAUUACGCGAAUGUCACGAAAGUAUGCGAAUUAUCGGACAUGGACAGACUGACAAUGGCGGGUUCAAAUGCCCUCCAGGUCUCAAAGGACUUCGAUUUUCUGGAGAAUCACUGCGUCGACGAGCCUGUCAAACUCUGCGAAUUCAAAAAGCUCACUGGUCGCAUACUGAAGACAGUUGAUUCUGUUUACCAGGACAUUGCCACGUUGGAGGAGUGCCGGGAGCUCUGCCUCAAUUCACCGUUCCGUUGUCACUCCUACGACUACGGUGACACCGGGGAUAUGGUAUGCAGACUGAGUCAUCACUCAAGAGCAACGCUGUCAGACAUCCAGGAACCGUACUUAGACGUACCCGAGGCGUCAACAUAUGAACUGAGCUCGUGCUACAACGUAACCAUCGAUUGUCGAGCUGGUGACAUGGUGGCCAGAAUACAAACCAGCAAACUGUUUAACGGCAAGGUAUACGCCAAGGGCUCACCAAACUCAUGUGUACAGGAUAUCAAAGGAGCACUCGAGUUUGAGCUCAAAAUGGCGUACGACGAUUUGGAGUGUAAUGUCAAACAGCAAGGACUUGGAAGAUACCUCAACGAUGUUGUGAUUCAGCAUCACGACACAAUAGUCACUAGUUCGGAUUUGGGACUGGCAGUGACAUGUCAAUACGACUUGACCAACAAGACAGUGUCAAAUGAGGUUGACCUUGGUGUUCAAGGUGAUAUAACACCAGCACUCAGUGAGGAGGUGAUCGUUGAUUCACCAAAUGUUGCAAUGAAGAUAACAGAUCGUGAUGGUCACGAGGGUAUGCCAUCCGCUGAGGUUGGCGAUCCUCUCGCUCUCAAAUUCCAAAUUCUCGAUCCAAAUAGCCCAUACGAGAUAUUUGUACGUGAACUUGUUGCCAUGGAUGGCAUUGACUCGAAUGAAAUCGUUCUCAUUGAUUCAGAAGGCUGUCCAACUGAUCAUCUUAUCAUGGGUCCACUCUACAAAUCCAGUAAUACCGGAAAGAUUCUGUUAUCACACUUCGACGCCUUCAAAUUCCCAAGCUCGGAGGUAGUGCAAUUCCGCGCUCUGGUGACUCCCUGUAUGCCAAGCUGUGAGCCAGUACAAUGCGACCAGGAAGAAUCAACCGGUGAACUUAGAUCGGUGAUAAGCUUUGGUCGUCGUCGUCGCAGACGUCACACAACAACUCAAACAUCGCGGGAGGAUCUUCUCCUCGUUCAAUCAAUCCAGAUAACCGAUAAAUUUGGCUUCGAAAGAUCCGAUAAAUUGUCCGACAAUCGUACAUCGAUGCCACAUGACAGCGUUUACGGUGUCGAGGGUGAUGAUAUUGUUGAUUUGAACGGACGUUAUGGAUUAUGCGUUAAUGUUGCUGAAGCUAUUAUAGCUGGAGCUGUAUUCAUUGUUGCACAGAUAAUCAUUAUUGCUGCGUGGACAUUUACAUGGCAAAGACGCAAGCAGAUAUUAAAACACCAGGAGGCACUUUCGGUAUCGGUGUCAGUACCAGGUGCUAUGCAUACGGGUUUACCGAGUCGUGCUGACAGCCUCUGUAAGUUAUACGACGCUGGUUACUCGAGGCGUUUUUAAACAGAGAGAGAGUGAGGAAGUAACGAAACAUGAAGAAUGACACUUAAAUUUUUGCGAUAGCUAUCGUUCUAAUAACCAUUUCGCUGGAUCAUUUCAAAUCUAUCGUGCCUUCGACGCGGUGAGAUAUUUCCAUUUUAAAAUUCAUACGACAAUCGCGGUAAAUUUAACCGGUACGAUUCGAGCAUUGCGAUCUGAUACCGAUUAUCAGUGCUCAGUCCUAGUUAAAUCUCCAUAGUAUUCGUGGAUAUUUCUCUCCGUGUGUACAAUCGGCUGGUACAUCUUUUUUUUUUUUCAUAAUCACUUUGUUAAGCGAAGUGAAGUGGGCAUGAACUCGGCUACUGCCCCCAGUGUCACCAGACCAGGGGCAGCAGUUGAAAUUGUCCAGAUAAUGCGCCUGUACAUCACCCAUUUGUGUACACGUGCAUUAUCACAUGGCGGACGCUACGGUGGAACCACUAACGACUCAUUUAGUUAUUUUACUUUUUUUUUAUAAUUUUUUUUUUUAUUUUUAACCGAGGCUGGAGUUUAAUUCAGGUCGAGCUGGAUCAUCAUUGCGCUUGAGUUCCACCCAGUAACACCCAAUGUGACGAACCGCUUGACCUGGUUCAACAAUUUAAACUCGUUUCAAGGCUUAUGCUCACUUUACGAUUUAUCGAUGAAUGGUUUUUUUUUUCUUUUUCAUUAUGCAGGGCAGUGAUAUUGAAUACUGUCGACUUUGUUCAUUGUCAGGGCUCCACUGUCGAUAACCCUGCGAUAUGUGUGCUGAUUAUGAUGGAAUGAAGUCAUGAGACUCACGCUAGAUAAUUACAUUUUUAUAUUAUUAUUAUUUUUUAUAUUGACAUCAGCAGUAAAGUGGUGAUUGCGAGAACUAUUGAUUGACGUGUCAAACUCGUCGGACUUCAUCGCUUUGCUGCUGAAAUGAUAUUCGCUUCCAGUCGUUAGUCUCUGAUUUCAGUUGUCGUCUCUCAGUCUUUUCCUCAUGAGUUAUACAUUUUAAUACAUUAGAUACGUAAUUGUGAAAGUCGUUACACCCUCCGAAGUACUCAAGUGCAAUUUUUUUUCAAUUAUCAAUUUAAAUCGAGUCACAAAUGAAACGUUGAAUUUGACACUCGACAUCUUUGUCGAGAUAAUUAUCGCAUCUGAAGAGGCAAAUCUGAGAAAAUACGAGUAUUUUUCACUGGAUUCACAUCUCCAUGUUCCUCGAGUCGUUCAUCACGCGAUUCAAAAAAAUAUAUCUCAAAUAAAAACGUAAUGAUGAAAAACUGAAUUACACCCUUUGGAUUCCUGAAGAGUUGCAAUAAAAAAAAAUGUCGGUUGGGAUAAUUAAAAAGUUGCACCCACCGUAAGAUGCGAGUGUGAGGAGGACCUGGGGGUUGAGGGUACGAGGGGAUGAUGUUGAAUGAAAGGAAGUAGGCUCUCGAUAGUUUCUCGUCGACGGUGCGAGUUCCAUUUUCUCUACAUUUCGGUAUGAGGUACCGGGUAAAAGUGCAAUUUCCACCCGAGGAUCAUAAUUAUUUUGGGCUGGUAGUCCUUUAAUUAACGGGCUCAGUGGGUAGACGGUAAAGGGUCGGGAGUUGAGGAAAAUACAGAUAUAGCCCUUCGUCAACCCAUCCGCCCAGAAAAUAAAGAGGUAAAAUUAUGAGAGAGAGAAAAAAAGAUCCUAGAGUUAAAAUAUAGAUAAAAGUAAUAUGUAUGGAUGGUGCAGAGAGCAGGCAACAUCGUACAUACCUAUUAUAUAUAUAAUAAAAGUCUUUACGUGAUGGGGGAGGGGGUGAGGGGGUAAAUCGUGCUUCCGAGAAGAUUCACACGCGAUCGCGCGAUAAACGUUUCCAUCGUUUCCCUCACUCUUCGAAACGGCCCAUUACCCACCGCCUCUCGUAGCUUUAUCCUCUUUAAGAAAAAGAUCUAGAGGAAUGCGCGGAUUCAAAGUAUUCUACCGUUAAAAGUAAAAAAAAAAUGAAAACGAGAUCAAAUAAGUCGGACGUAAGAAAAUAAAUAAUAAAAAAUCAAACCGCUUUUGAUAUCGACAUUCCAGUGGUUGGAUCAUUCUCUCUCAGAAAUUCUAGGGGAAUCGCACCAAGAGGGGGCUAAAUGUGUAAUCGAGGGGGUGGGCGGGGGGGUUUGUCGACAAGUCAAACAUUGCUCUCACGUAGCAUCAAUUUAAUUGAGAAACUUGAAGAUUAGAAUACACUCGUUGAAGACAAACAGAACAAAUGGUAGUGGAGGGAUUAUACAAUUACCGAGUAAAACUCACCCCUCAACCCUCUCAGACCACCCACAACCCCACCGGCUUCCACGUUUAUCGUUUGUUUUAUCCUGGCAUAUAUUGACUCAACUCGUAUUCCAAAUAAAUGAACGAGUCAGUUAAACCGUACAGCGAUGCAAAAUGCUGGUUCAGGUGUUUUCAAUGAAAAUUUUGACGGGUUUUGGGUGCUACCCCUCCGGGAAUUGUUGUCAGGACUGGAGAGGGAAUGAUAUUAUUAUUAACGAAUUGCCGACGAGGGGAGAAAUUAAUCCGUAUUUUUUUUUUUCUUCGUAAUCGUAAGGUCUAGGAUUUAAUGUGCGUACAAAAAAGCUUCGUGGUGCGAGGGUACGAGAUUUAAAAGAUUAUUAUUAAAGAGAUAAUUAAUGGAGAGACGGAUGAUAGUUACAGUGGACUCCUGUCAAUUUUAAAUUUAUACCACUGAAUUUUGCACUGAGGACAAAUAUAUUUUUGACGGGGAUAUGAAGUUCUUUUGUGUUUUCACCAGAUGAAAGUAUUUCAAAUUGUUAUUAUUGUUGCUUCAAAUUAUUUGACGUAGUGGAAAUAAAGGAUAAAUAAAUGAUAAUCAAAUUGGUGGACUUGUAAUGUUGAGGAGUCAAUCCUUGGGUUGAAAUAUAUUCAUCUCUCAGUGUUAUUUUUCAGAUACAUAUGCGUGAAGCACUUUUCAUCGAGUUAAUUGAACUCAAUUGUUUCAACGGUUCAAGCAUAACUCAAUGGAGAUUGCCAUUGCACUUGUUAGUUUUAACAUUAGAGCGCAUUAUCAGAUAACCGUUUAAUUAAUGGUUUAUUCUUAACGCUGAAGGGUGCACGGUAAAAAUGUGUACUCGAAGUAUAUUUUGUACUUAAUUCAAGUGUACUUUAUACUAUGUUCAUUUCGGUGAGAAUAAUAUCGAGUGAUUUUUUUUUCUUAUUUUAAAGCUCAAAAUCUUCAAAUUAAAAAAUUAGUGAUGGUUUUGAAGAUGUUCCAUUUUGAGUACAACUUAUAUACUUGAAUUGAGUACAUUAAUAUACUGAUUUCGAGUACUUAUUUGAAACUUAACGUACUUGAAUCAAGUAUAUAUUUUUCUCCGUGGAUGAUUUAAAAAGGUGCAGUUAAAAGUGUUAAAUUGGGCUCGAGGACGACCCAAAGGUUUGCCUAUCCCUGACGGAUCUUCAACGUCCGUACGUGCUUGUCCUCGAGCCCGAGGUGCGCCCAUACACGGGACUUACGUGUAAUCACGACAUGAUUUCGAGUCUACUCUGUACCAUGACACGUAUAUAUCCUCAAUCACUUGUCUUACAGCUCAUUAUUUACCCUUUUUUUACAUCAUUAAAAUACGUUGUUUUACCUCGGCAAAUCCCCCGCCAUGUUCUCAGUGCGUAAUUUUUUUUUACAUACCCUCCCCCAUUUUUUAUCUCAAACGGGGGAUUAAUUGCCAUCGCGAAAUCCCGAGGUAUACAGUCACGUACAGAGCUUACCCGACUGUCGAGUUUUCAUGUGUUCGCACCAAAAAAUAUGAAAGCGAAAAAACGUGAUUUUUUUAUCGUUUUCUCAUUUUUUUUUUUAUUUAUUGUAUUUUUCGCCUCCCGUUUUGUCUAGUUUGAAUAUCGUCUGUCACACUUGCAAUUAUAAAUUCCUCUCGCGUGUGCCUGAUCCUACUUAAAGCUCAUUGUUUUCUUUCAAUAUUCCCCGCCCUCAUCCUCAUUCCUAUUCACCACUUUUCCUCUCAAAUCCCAUCAUCCACCGUUGCUCGUCCGCUGAAAAAACUCAGCUCUCUUGAAUUUUUUUUUUAACUCGUAUAGUUCGGUCACGAUAAAUGCAAGAAAAAUAUUCAAUGAAUAUUCAUUAUUAUUAGUAAUAUCGAGAUGAAUGAUAGUGGAGGGAAAAUUAUGGCCGAAAUGGCGAAUGCCGAGUCUUCUAUUUUUUACUUAUUUCUUCAGACACUUUUCUUACUGUCUUUUUUUUUGCGAAUGGGUUUCUCGAUGCAAUUCACGAUUUUCGGUAAUUGGAGAUUGUACAGAAGUUGUAUUCCAGAGAA
Molecule: messenger RNA, 6802 nt
Organism: Fopius arisanus
Lineage: Eukaryota; Metazoa; Arthropoda; Insecta; Hymenoptera; Braconidae
Gene: neo
Product: neyo
Exons: 6
Coding region: 362-2521 (719 amino acids)
Source: RefSeq, a predicted model, not a curated record